Pelobates fuscus (common spadefoot toad) is the source of this 3399-nucleotide messenger RNA. RefSeq names its product ATPase secretory pathway Ca2+ transporting 2 (gene ATP2C2). Gene Ontology annotation, biological process: calcium ion transmembrane transport; manganese ion transport; intracellular calcium ion homeostasis. Gene Ontology annotation, molecular function: ATP binding; P-type calcium transporter activity; ATP hydrolysis activity. Bases 60 to 3083 code for a protein of 1007 amino acids. The record is from RefSeq and is a predicted model, not a curated record. Gene Ontology annotation, cellular component: endoplasmic reticulum; plasma membrane; Golgi membrane. The transcript has 27 exons. Lineage: Eukaryota; Metazoa; Chordata; Amphibia; Anura; Pelobatidae.
CGCAGUGGCCGCAGUAUCCAGGCUCAGAUCGCAGCCGGAGUGUGAGCAUCUCCCCGGCCAUGGCAUCCCCCGGCGACCAGAGCGGGGUGGGCGGGCACCUGCUGGAGGUGGGCGGGGCCUCGCUCACCUGGAACACCUGCAGCACCUGUCCCAGGUCCGGCCCCGGCAAUGCGCUGACUCCGGACACCCCCAGCCUCCCAGUCUCCCCCAGCCCGCUCCCCCAGGUACAGGUCACCCUGCCAGCCGGGAACAUGGGGGGCAAGCGCUUCAACAAACUGCUGUCCCAUGUCAGGAGACUGCCCCACAAAUACCACCUGCUGGGGGGCAGCGAGCUCAAGGCAGAGCUGGAUGAACAAUGCGAGCUGAAGUCGGUUGAGCAAGACGAUGAUGUCAUUCCUCUGGCCGCAAAGGAAGCGAGCCGGCUAAGCGAAGAGGAUCUGAUUAAAUAUUUACACGUGGACCCAAGCAGUGGGCUCUCCGAGUGCGCUGUGCUGCAGCGGAGGACGAAGCAUGGCUGGAACGAGUUCCAAAUGGACAGUGGAGAGCCAGUAUGGAGGAAAUACCUUGGGCAGUUUACAAACCCUCUCAUCCUGUUGCUGCUGGGUUCGGCACUUGUGAGUGUUAUAACCAAGGAAUACGAGGACGCAGUGAGCAUUACAGUGGCAAUCCUGAUCGUGGUUACAGUGGCCUUUGUCCAGGAGUAUCGCUCAGAAAAGUCUCUCGAAGAGUUAAAUAAGUUGGUUCCUCCAGAAUGCAACUGUGUUCGUGAUGGCAAAUUGCAGCAUCUUCUGGCACGGGAACUGGUUCCUGGGGAUGUAGUGUGUUUGACCGUCGGUGACAGAGUUCCGGCCGACGUCCGGCUGAUAGAGACCACAGAUCUGUUAGUGGAUGAAUCCAGCUUCACUGGUGAGACGGAGCCCUGCAGCAAGACCCAUGGUGCGGUGGAUGAAGCCAGUGGCAUUGCAACGCUUAGUAACAUCGUCUUCAUGGGGACACUUGUUCGAUACGGGAAAGGAAGGGGUCUGGUCAUUGGCGUGGGAGAAAAGUCUCAGUUUGGAGAGGUGUUCAAAAUGAUGCAAGCAGAAGAGACGCCUAAAACUCCACUGCAGAAGAGUAUGGACAAAUUAGGGAAACAGCUCUCUCUCUUUUCCUUUGGUAUUAUAGGUAUAAUAAUGCUGAUUGGCUGGCUCCAAGGAAAACCCCUCCUCAGCAUGUUUACUAUUGGAGUGAGUUUAGCUGUUGCCGCUAUUCCCGAAGGCCUGCCCAUUGUGGUCACGGUCACUCUUGCCUUGGGCGUAAUGAGAAUGGCCAAAAAAAGAGUGAUUGUCAAGAAACUGCCAAUAGUCGAAACACUGGGCUGCUGCAAUGUAAUCUGCUCAGACAAAACAGGAACUCUGACAGCCAACGAAAUGACAGCAACCAAAAUAGUCACCUCCGAUGGAUUUCACGCAGAGGUGACAGGCGUUGGGUAUGAAGGGAAAGGAAGUGUCAAUGUGUUGCCAUCGAAUGAAGAGGUUCGAGAGUUCUCCAAUGUGUCCAUUGGAAAGCUGGUGGAGGCCGGGUGCAUUGCCAACAAUGCCAUCCUCCAGAAGGACGCACUCAUGGGUCAGCCGACGGAGGGAGCGUUGCUGGUCCUUGCUAUGAAGAUGGGGCUGGGGAAUGUCCGCGAGAGCUACGUGCGGAAGAAAGAAAUCCCAUUUAGUUCCGAGCAGCGAUGGAUGGCUGUAAAGUGUGCAGAUAAAACCGAGAAGCAGGAGGACAUUUAUUUCAUGAAAGGCGCCUUUGAAGAAGUCAUCCAGUACUGUACGACUUAUAACAGCGGUGGGAUGGCCUUACCUCUCACACCACAGCAGAAGUCCACUUACCUUCAGGAGGAAAAAAGUAUGGGAAUUCAAGGACUGAGAGUUCUUGCUCUGGCGUCCGGCACAGAGCUGGGAAAACUCAUGUUCCUUGGACUGGUUGGUAUCAUUGACCCACCUAGAAGUGGGGUCAGUGAGGCGGUUCAGAUCCUCUUGGAGUCAGGCGUGUCUGUGAAGAUGAUCACCGGGGAUGCCCUGGAGACAGCCCAAGCUAUCGGAAGAAGCAUUGGUUUGUUCAAUGGGCACCUUAAGGCCCUUUCAGGAGAUGAGUUGGACCAGUUGAGUGAAGCCGCACUGCCAGGAGUCGUUACAAAGGUGGCUGUGUUCUACAGGACAAGCCCAAAGCACAAGCUGAAAAUUAUUAAGGCUCUGCAGCAUACAGGUGCCAUCGUUGGAAUGACAGGAGAUGGCGUCAAUGAUGCCGUAGCUCUGAAAUCAGCAGACAUCGGCGUGGCAAUGGGGAAAACCGGCACGGACGUCAGCAAAGAGGCGGCCGAUAUGAUUCUGGUGGACGACGAUUUCUCUACCAUUAUGAGCGCCAUUGAGGAAGGAAAGGGAAUCUUUUACAACAUCAAAAACUUUGUCCGCUUCCAGCUGAGCACGAGCAUAUCUGCUUUAAGCUUAAUCACCUUAUCAACAGUCAUGAACCUGCCAAAUCCGCUAAACGCCAUGCAGAUUCUCUGGAUUAACAUCAUUAUGGAUGGACCACCAGCUCAGAGCUUGGGGGUCGAGCCUGUCGAUAAAGACGCCAUUAAACAGCCGCCCAGGAACGCCAAAGAACCCAUCCUCAGCAAGGCCCUACUCCUGAAGAUCUUCCUCUCCGCCGCCAUCAUCAUCAGCGGCACGCUGUUUGUGUUUUGGAAAGAGAUCCCAGAUGGAAAGGUGACACCCAGGACCACAACAAUGACUUUUACCUGUUUUGUAUUCUUUGAUAUGUUUAACGCGUUAUCCUGCCGGUCACUGAAUAAAACUAUAUUUGAGAUCGGCUUUUUCAAGAAUCGAAUGUUCUGGUUAUCGGUGUUUGGGUCGAUCCUGGGCCAGAUGGCUGUAAUUUAUAUCCCUCCCCUACAGAAGGUUUUUCUAACUCAAAAUCUACAUGCUUUGGAUCUGCUGUUUUUAACGGGACUGUCGUCUUCCGUAUUCCUGGUGUCAGAACUUGUAAAAUUCUGUGAGCAGCAAUGCUGUCGGAAGAAACCCGUGAAGGUUCUGGAGGAAGAAAUUUAACUAGCACUUUCUAGCGGCCUGUCUUCACCCUCGUCGACCUGUGUUGCGCCACUGUGACCCGUCCCUUCCCAUGUGAUUUCCAAUAUCACUUGGCAAUGCCAUGUACUGUUUACGUAUUUAUGUAAAGUUGGCACUUACUGUGUUUAAUGGGAAAAACAAACAUUUAUCUCAAACAGACUUCCAAAAAUGUCACGCAUAUUUUUAUUUUUUUUUGAUCAGCUGCAAUUAAUUACCCACAUCAUCAAUACUUUUUUUGUAUUUUAUAAUUCAUUUUAAAAUAAAGACUAAUCAUUUAUUUUUUAACAAUGAAAAACAA